Molecule: messenger RNA, 4616 nt
Organism: Orussus abietinus
Lineage: Eukaryota; Metazoa; Arthropoda; Insecta; Hymenoptera; Orussidae
Gene: atl
Product: atlastin
Exons: 8
Coding region: 159-2147 (662 amino acids)
Biological process (GO): protein homooligomerization; endoplasmic reticulum organization
Molecular function (GO): GTPase activity; GTP binding
Source: RefSeq, a predicted model, not a curated record
CUGUCGACGUAAGGCCACUUCCAUCCCGGUAUUUCUAGUGGUUGACGCGUUCUCGACUUAGUGUCUCGCGAGAGCUCGCCCUCUCGGCGGGUUUCUGGCUCGUCGAGGAAAAUCUACGCGAGGAAGUCGCCCGUGGUGCGAGGAACUUCCCGGGGAGGAUGAGCGAGAGGAGGAGGUCGACUCUCCGGAGGAGAGAGUCGGCCGAAAGGAGACGCGCGGUGGCGGCCACUCAUCCCGGAACCACAUUUAGAACGAGCAGUAAUUUUGGAACGGCCGUGAAGUCGGAUUUGCCAUCCGAGAGCCGGCAUGAUUCUGGAACCAGUGGACGUCGCGGAACCGACUGCACGUAUCGGACGGACUUCCCGAACGGCGACGACCUAUCAGCCCCGAAAGUCACGAUGACGUCCCUAGACGAGAACGUGAAUCGCAUUCGGCGGGAGCAUAAAACGGCCGAGAGAUUUGAUGAACUCGGCAGGCGGGAGAGGAUAGAGAGGCUCUCGAUGGAUGACAAUGGGGCCGAUGGAGCCGAUGGGGAGGACUCCGGAAGACCCAUCCAAAUCGUCCUGGCACAACCUGACCACACCUUCGAGCUGGACGAGGAUGCCUUGGCCGAGAUCCUGUUGCAGGACGAUAUCAAGGACCGCAGCGUCGUCGUCGUUUCCGUCGCCGGCGCCUUCAGGAAGGGCAAGAGUUUCCUACUCGACUUCUUCCUCCGUUAUAUGAACUGCAAGUACGGCCAGGGCCUCGACACGGGGGAGUGGUUGGGCAGCGAAGAAGAGCCACUGAGAGGCUUUUCCUGGCGAGGGGGCUCGGAAAGGGACACCACGGGUAUCCUGAUGUGGUCGAAGAUCUUCCAAGGUACCCUGCCGAGUGGAGAAAAAGUCGCCAUUAUAUUAAUGGACACCCAGGGUGCGUUCGACAGCCAGUCCACGGUCAGAGACUGCGCCACCGUCUUCGCCCUGAGCACGAUGGUGUCCUCGGUACAAAUCUACAACCUCUCACAGAACAUCCAAGAGGACGACCUCCAGCACCUUCAGUUGUUCACCGAGUAUGGGAGGCUCGCCCUGGAGAAGUCGGGGAGCACGCCCUUCCAGAGGCUCCAGUUCUUGGUGAGGGAUUGGAGCUACCCUUAUGAGGCCGAGUACGGAGCCGAGGGAGGGAAGAAGAUCCUCCAGAGAAGGCUGGAAAUCUCCAACCGACAGCAUCCAGAACUGCAAAGCCUGAGGAAACACAUUACGUCGUGUUUCUCCGACAUAUCCUGCUAUCUGUUGCCUCAUCCUGGCCUCAAGAUCGCUACUAAUCCAAAAUUCGACGGAAGGCUCUCCGAAAUCGAGUCGGAAUUCAAGGAACAACUGAAGGUGUUAAUCCCCAUGCUCCUGGCACCUGAAAACCUGGUGACCAAAAAGAUCAAUGGUCAGGUCGUCUUGGCCAAAGAGUUGCUGGAGUACUUUAAGAGCUACAUCAAGAUCUAUAAGGGCGACGAGCUUCCGGAGCCCAAAAGCAUGCUUGUGGCUACAGCGGAAGCUAAUAACCUAUCGGCUGUGGCCGAAGCGAAGGACCUGUACCUCCAGAUGAUGGAAUGCGUUUGCGGAGGGACGAAACCCUUCCUGGCAACGGCACAUCUCGAGUCGGAGCAUCAGCGAUGCGUAGACAAGGCUCUUCAUCAAUUCCAAAAUAAGCGGAAAAUGGGAGGAGAGGAAUUCAGUCUGACCUACAUGGAGAAAUUACAGAAGGACAUGGACGAUGCAUAUCUCCAAUUCAAAGCUCACAACGAGAGCAAGAAUAUCUUCAAGGCGGCCCGAACCCCGGCAGUGUUUUUCGCGAUCGCUGUGACAAUGUACAUCCUCUCCGGGGUUUUCGGCCUCGUCGGUCUCUACACAUUUGCCAACAUCUGCAACCUCGUCAUGGGCAUCGGUCUGCUCACGUUGGUUCUGUGGGCGUACAUCAGGUACAGCGGGGAGUUUGCAGAGCUGGGCACGCAAAUAGACGAUCUAGCGAGCAUGUUAUGGGAAAAUUUCAUGAAGCCGCUCUACCAACAGUUCGUGGAGAAAUCGGUAUCAGUUGCCGUGGCACAGGCUGCUGGAAUGGCGACGAACACGACGUUAAAUGCCACAAUGACAGUCAAUGGCAAGCCUAAGUUGUCCUAAUACUAACCCCCCUAAUCCCCGAAAAGAAAGGAAAUACGAAAAAAAUAAAACUCCCCGAUGCUCAGGCACGAAGCUCAAAGAAAAAGGAGAGACUUCCGACGAUCCCGUUCGACUAUCAAGAGCGGUUUUGCGCGUUUUCGGCGUAGCUAAAUUAUAUAUCCGGACUUGUCGACUAUUUACGGUCUUCACAGGUCUUGACUAAUUGAGCAGACCACGAAUGAGGUAUUACAAUUUUUUUGGUGGUUUUUUUUUAUCAAUUUUUAUUUGGCGUCAGUGCUAAGUCACGUGGCUCAUGAUGCGUUAUAAACUCAAGAUGAUUGUGAUGUAUGUACAGUAUACCUCGAUUAAGGAUCAGUGUUAGAUUGUUGAAAAUCAUUAUUAUUACUGUCUAUGGUCAUUAAUAUAAUAUUGUUAUAAAAAUAAACUCUUGUACUUAAGAUUACGUCGUCAUUGUAGCACGAUCCAACGACGUUGCAUUGUCGUGAGGGAUAGACGCACACCUUUUGCUUUCAGGAGAGAGUGGCAUUGUUUUUUGAGAUUUUUAUUCUUUCUCUAUUUUUUCUUAUUGUUCUCUUCGAUCCUUUUAUUACUAAAUCAGAGCUUACAUGAGCGAGACGUGCCAGCUAAAAUGAAUAGCACCACGCGACUUCGGGCAUGCGGAAUAUUGUAAGAAAAGCUGCAUGCAGUGGUUCAUUUUUUAAAUUAGUAACUUGUAUAUGGAUUGCGACAGUGUAUACAAGGAAGGAGUCGCUAACAAUGCACGAUGACACUUCGAGCAUUUUGCGAAGUCGAUAUUGCGAUCAUCUUGCCGUAUUUCCGCAAAGCUUCUCGCAUCUCCGCAAAGCUUGCCGUAUUUCCGCACAGCAACUUGCUGUUGAUGUUUCCAUUAAUGGAAUCGGGUAAAUAAUGGUCAAUUUUUUUUAAUUUUUUUUUUUUUGCGGGCCGUUGGCGAUUCUCUGUGGGAUUCCUGCCUCGGCUGAAUUCGGCUUACUGCGAUAGAUUUUACUUCCUUAAGAGACAUAUUAUAUUUUAUUUUAUUUUACGCUUAAUGCCUGCGAUUGCACACUCGUUGCGUUGUUUUUGGAUGUGCUUCAAUCGGACGUAGGUUGGCGGUGGAGGAGGUGAAAAAGAAAAGAAAGAAAAGAAAAAAAAAACGAUAAAACAGAUUUCCACGGAGAGUUUUUAUUAUUACGUUUUAAGAGAACUAGGGGCAGCGAGGGUGUAGCUAGAAGUUAAGUAGUAAUCCACUCAUGCAAAGUGGCUAGAGCCGAGAGUAUAUUAUACCGAAAUAGCUGAAGACAUUUAACAAGUAACCGUUAGCAAUACGCGGAACUGCAAUAGCCCAUGUGUAAACGGCAAUUGAAUCAGGGAGAGAGUAAAAAGUAACGGAGCAUGGGGAGCUUCACUAACCGAUAGGCGACUAAUGGUACUCCAACAUCGCGGAAAUUAAAGCAAUUCGAAGAGGAACGAUAACGGAACGCCGUGGCCUCUGCGUUGUUCAAAUAUUUACGUAAGCGCGUUGAGUAAGGGAAUUCAAUAGAUUUUAAGGGAAGCCAUCUACGAAGAACAGCGAUUACGAGCCGACUUAAAAAGAUGGUUUUUCUUAAACGUCACGCCGAGAAGCUCAAUUUCGAUUUAAUUCUUUAGAGAGGUUCUGGUUCAUCCAGCUCGCUCUUUACGCACUCAAUGUCAAGAGACGUAUUUAUUAUAUAUUUUGGGUAGUCCUCGGUUUACCGAACGCGUGCGAACUUUAAUAAAUGAUGUGCCGUGCUCUCUCCGCGUUAUCGAACGGAGGCGCCAUUUUGUUAAGAUACCUCCCUAUGAAUAGUUUUGUAGUCAUUCCGAAACUCGACCGCUGCGGUCCGCCGUAAUCCGCUCAAACGUGAUUUCUACGAUUUGCUUCACUUAGCAAGGAGUGUAUCAGUAGAUAGCUCUUUUCGCGGCAAUCUGCUCAUGCAAUGUACUCAAAUGUAUCCUCGUAUUCGAGUCCAGAUAAGCUUCGCGUGAACGUUCCUUCGAAGUGCAAGUCGGCUGGCACUCGGCGACGAAAGUGCCAUUGACGAAAUCCUUAGUUAUUUGCAUUACACCGAUCGCCAUUGUUAUGUGAUCGUGUAACAUGGAAGUGCUUACGCGACGCCAUGUGAAUUUUUUAAGCCUCGUAACUGUUCGCCUCGUGAGAUGUAAACACUUUUUUGGUGGUUCGUUAAAUUGCAAUCCGGUAUGACAACGAUUAUCCAACUAGAAGAAAAGCAUCUUUUCCAGUGAAGAAUGUAAUAAAAAUCGUACGUGUAUUCACGCGUUAGGACACGCGUUACUUCAUGUCGAGGUAAAACGUUUGUCCAGGGUUAUUCGUCACAAUUUAUUUAGAGAUUCAUUUACUUCGUGUGAAGUGCUAAUCUAUAUAAUAAACUCGUUUACAUGAGAUCCAGCGACACGCAGAACAUAGCUAGAGAGGAAAUUAAUGAUUAU